Messenger RNA from Drosophila novamexicana, 2385 nucleotides. It is a transcript of the gene SmydA-4, whose product is annotated as SET domain-containing protein SmydA-8. The transcript is spliced from 5 exons. NCBI's taxonomy places the organism in Eukaryota, Metazoa, Arthropoda, Insecta, Diptera, Drosophilidae. Gene Ontology annotation, molecular function: protein binding. The record is from RefSeq and is a predicted model, not a curated record. The coding region runs from base 295 to 1884 and encodes 529 amino acids.
ACGUGUCCAAAAUUGUUGUUCUCUUCGUUUUUGUUGUUGUUUUUGUUGUUGUUGUUGUUGUUGUUGUUGUUGUUGUUGUGUUUUAUUGCUGUAAUCGUUUCAUAGCAUUAUUAAAUGUCGAGCUGUUAAACGCGCCCAAAAACCCCUCUGUCGCCCCGCGCCACGCCCGACGAGCCAUACAAGCCGCGCGCUGACAUCCAUGCUGAGCGCGUAAAAAUUAUCAAUUAAAAUCAAUUUAAUCGUUAAUCGGACGCCUUUACCAAUACAAAAAAAAGGCCGGAAAAGCAGAAGAAAAUGCCCGCAAAAAAACAUAGACGCCAGCACAAACAACAGGCCCAGGCCCAGGCCCAGGCUCAGGCUCAGGCCAAGGCUCGCGUCCAGGCAAAGGAAUCAGAGUUGGAGUCGGAGCUGGAGUUGGCGCCGGCGUUUCGCGUGGCGCACUCGGAACUGUUUGGACGCUAUUUGGUGGCGAAUCGUCAGCUGGCGGCGGGCGAGCUGCUCAUCACCGAGCAGCCGCUGGCCAUUGGUCCCUGCGUCAGCUGUGAGCCCGUCUGCCUGGGCUGCUAUCGUCCCGUCCAGCUGACGGCGCAGCAAUAUCGCUGUGCCGGCUGCGGCUGGCCGCUGUGCGGCGCCAGCUGCCGUGGAUUGCAGCAGCGACGUCUGGGCCACACGCAGGAAGAGUGUGAGAUUUAUGGGCAGCGACGUGGCUUGGCCGCGGAGCUGCUGACGACGCAUGCAACACCCGACCAGGUGCGCGAUCUGUACGAGCUGGUGCUGAUCGUGCGCAUUGCGCUGCUGCGCCAGCUGUCGCCGGAUCUCUAUGCGCAGAUCCGGCGCAUGGAGUCGCACACGGCGGCGCGGCGCGCAAACGCUACGCUCUGGCAGCACUACGAGCAGAAGGUGAUCGGACGGCUGCGCGACGACUGGCAGCUGCAGCAGCUGGAGGCGGCGGAGCUGCACGAGAUUUGCGGCAUCCUGGAUGUGAACUGCUUUGAGAUUGGACAGCGCGGCGCCAAGGCGCGCACGCUCUAUCCGAGCGCGUUCCUGCUCGCACACGACUGCAGCCCCAACACGGCGCACACGGACGAUCCACUCAGCUAUGCCAUCCUGUUGCGCACAUCGCGCGCCGUACGCGAACAGGAGACGCUCACGCUCAGCUAUGCGUACACGCUGCAGGGCACCUUGAAGCGGCGCUCCUUCAUCCAGGGCGGCAAGCUGUUCUGGUGCCGUUGCCAGCGCUGCGCCGAUCCCCGGGAGCUGGGCAGCGAUUGCAGCGCCCUCGUCUGCAGGUCCUGUCAGCUGGGCAGCAUACGUGCCACCGACCCGCUGGACCAGAGCGCCGACUGGGCCUGCGAUCGCUGCACUCAACGCCUCAGCGCUGUCCAGCUGGAGCGUCUACUGGAUCGCAUCAAUGACGAUCUGGAGUCCAUCGAUGUGCACGACAUUCCCGCACUGGAGAACUUUCUGGCACGGUACCGCGAGAUGCUGCGUCCGAAUCAUUACCUGCUGCUGUCGGCCAAGUACUCGCUGUGCCAGACAUAUGGCCGGAUCGAGGGCUAUCUGCUGCCGGAGUUGUCGCCGCAGGAUAUUGCGCGCAAGGAGCGCUAUUGUCGCGAAUUUCUGGCCGUCAUCGAUCUACUGGAGCCGGGUCUAACCCGUCUGCGCGGUGUCAUCAUGUACGAGCUGCAUGCUCCGAUUAUGGUGCUCGCCCAGCUGGGCAUGCAGACGGGCCAGAUGUCGCGCCAGGAGUUCCAGAAGCGCAUCAACGAGGUCGUCAAGCUGCUCACGGAGAGCGCACACAUUCUACAGCUGGAACCAGCCGGUUCCAGCGAGCAUGAAAUGGGUCGAGCUGCCGCCGAUGCGCUCAUCAAAAUGGGCUGCUAAGACCCGAAGAACUUCCAUCUCUAGAGCUUUGUAUGCCCAUGCAUAUAUACAUUGCUGUAGUCCGUGUGAACUCGACUCUCGGCCGACAACUUGCUCCAAGUGCUAGCCAUACCAGCAGCUGGCUAAGAAAUCCAAUUCAUCUGGAUUACUGUACUAUAUCGUAUAGUAUAACACUUUAUAACAUGGAACAUCCCAUCCCACGCUAUGUUCUGUUGUGAAACUGUCUUUUACUUAACUCACUUAAGGUUGUAUAAUCGAAUAAUAGCAAUAAUUAUUUAUAGAAUUUACAGGUCAAGAACAGACUUUUAUAUUGUAGAAUCUAAGCUAUAAAAAUGCUUGUAAAAACUGUUAUACGCUGAAAAAAAUAUUUGCAAAUAUCACUAUGAUCGGACUUAAGACAACGAACACAUUUCUUCUGGAUAGUGUGUGGGGUAAAUGCAGUCUCUGCUCUGUACAGGGUAUCUACUAGUCGUGCUGUUAAGCACAACAGCUGCUGUAAGC